Molecule: messenger RNA, 480 nt
Organism: Colletotrichum phormii
Lineage: Eukaryota; Fungi; Ascomycota; Sordariomycetes; Glomerellales; Glomerellaceae
Exons: 1
Coding region: 1-480 (159 amino acids)
Cellular component (GO): endoplasmic reticulum
Source: RefSeq, a predicted model, not a curated record
AUGAAAACCUCAGUGCACCAACAGCUGCCACUCUGCCGUUCGGGUGCGGCUGGAUCACCUGCCGCCCUGGGUACUUUGCUCCAAGAUGAGGCUGUCGCGCUGCGCCUGAAGAAGGGAUCGGAAGAGGCGGGCUAUCUAGCAGCCAUCUUCCCCCUGCCCAACACGCCCACCGUCAUCGUGAUCAAGAAUGGUGACCUCAAGGAGUACAUCGUCGCCGGCACCAGCAAGGACGAGUUCGUCAGACGCGUCACAACCGCAUUCCGCGGCGCUCAGGGUCAACCACCAGCAGCAGCAGCUCAGCUCGCGGCACCUACUCCAGCACCAACCUCAGCUUCCAUACCGACCGCUCAGCCCGCCGACGACCUGUACGACGAGACCCCGUACAACCCUCCCCGCGCUGCCGCCGCAGCCGCCCCCGCCAUCACGGACCCUCAACCCGCCAGGCCCGGCACCUCCUCCCCCAGGGUGAGCGGGGUGUAG